GAACGCGCGUGCUUUUCCCGUACUCGUGAGGCGCGCUCCCGUGGCAAUAGGGAAGAUGGCGGCGCUCACGUCUCAAACUCAGCUUUUAAGUGGGAACCCAGUGUACGAGUCCUAUUACAGACAGGUAGAUCCUGGGAAUACUGGCAGAGUGGGGCCGACAGAAGCUGCUCUAUUUCUAAAAAAAUCCGGGCUGUCAGAUGGCACUUUGGGAAAGAUCUGGGAUAUGGCAGACCCAGAAGGAAAGGGCUACCUUGAUAAACAGGGUUUUUAUGUUGCUUUACGACUGGUAGCAUGUGCACAGAGUGGCCACGACGUAAGCCUAACCAGCUUAAAUCUCACAGUCCCACCACCAAAAUUUCACGAUACUAGCAGUCCCUUGUUAACUGCAGGUCCUCCAACAGUGGAUUCACACUGGGCUGUAAGGCCAGAAGAGAAGGGAAAGUUUGAUGGUAUUUUUGAAAGUCUCUUGCCGAUUACUGGUCUCCUGUCUGGGGACAAGGUGAAACCAGUACUUAUGAACUCAAAACUACCUCUCGAUGUGUUGGGCAGGGUUUGGGACCUUAGCGACAUCGAUAAAGAUGGACACUUGGACAGAGAUGAGUUUGCUGUGGCAAUGCACCUGGUCUAUAGAGCUCUUGAGAAGGAGCCCGUCCCAUCUGUCCUAAACCCUUCUCUCAUACCCCCCUCGAAGAGGAAGAAAACGGCAGCUGCUCUUCCAGGCUCUGUCCAAGUACUUCCAGGUGCAGUCCCAGUUCUCCCUGCAAGCCCGCCACCGAGAGAUAGUCUACGCUCCACGCCGUCCCACGGCAGCAUGACCAGCCUGAACAGUGCGGGGAGUUUGUCACCAAAACACUCGUUGAAGUCUGCACAGCAAUCCACAAACUGGGUAGUGCCAGCAGGUGACAGAGGAAGAUACGAUGACUUUUUUCUCAAAACAGAUGUCGACUUGGAUGGUUUUGUCAGUGGCCAUGAAGUCAAAGACAUCUUUAUGCACUCCGGGCUUCCUCAGAACAUCUUGGCACAUAUAUGGUCCUUGGCUGACACGCGGCAAAUGGGGAAGCUGACAAGAGAGCAGUUCUCUUUGGCUAUGCACCUCAUUCAGCAGAAAGUCAGCAAAGGGAUUGACCCUCCUCAGGUCUUGACUCCAGACAUGAUCCCACCCUCUGAGAGAAGUACCCCGGUCUCUAGUCAGUCAGGGUAUAUGACUCCUGUAGGAUCGGAAAUGGCAGCACAAAUAGAAAUGCGCCGUGUGAGUAGCUCCUUGUCACCCCUUCAUGAAGCAUAUAUAUCCUCUGUAUGCCAGCAAACUGCUCUUUCGCAUGGCUAGACUGACAUUUGUCAU
Messenger RNA from Polyodon spathula (Mississippi paddlefish), 1342 nucleotides. RefSeq names its product epidermal growth factor receptor substrate 15-like 1. Bases 56 to 1327 code for a protein of 423 amino acids. Gene Ontology annotation, molecular function: cadherin binding; calcium ion binding. The record is from RefSeq and is a predicted model, not a curated record. Gene Ontology annotation, biological process: endocytosis; endosomal transport. NCBI's taxonomy places the organism in Eukaryota, Metazoa, Chordata, Actinopteri, Acipenseriformes, Polyodontidae. The transcript has 12 exons. Gene Ontology annotation, cellular component: clathrin coat of coated pit; plasma membrane; cytoplasm.